Chaetura pelagica (chimney swift) is the source of this 828-nucleotide messenger RNA. It is a transcript of the gene ECSCR, whose product is annotated as endothelial cell surface expressed chemotaxis and apoptosis regulator. Gene Ontology annotation, cellular component: plasma membrane; cytosol. The transcript is spliced from 12 exons. NCBI's taxonomy places the organism in Eukaryota, Metazoa, Chordata, Aves, Apodiformes, Apodidae. The record is from RefSeq and is a predicted model, not a curated record. Gene Ontology annotation, biological process: positive regulation of endothelial cell apoptotic process; negative regulation of angiogenesis; positive regulation of proteasomal protein catabolic process. The coding region runs from base 1 to 828 and encodes 275 amino acids.
AUGCUGGCUCCGUCCGUCCACCCGCUCCUCUGGCUGUUUGGCUGUGUGCUGCUCAGAGGUACUAUAGCCUCCACAAACUCCUCUGUCCACGCUGUAACAGGUCAAUCCCAAUCAACACCACACAGCCCUGAAGUGAAGAACCACACCUCAGAGCCUUCAGUAAAAUCAACACCACCAGCUGACUUGAAUUUCACCUCUGAGACUCAAACUACCAUAGCCACAUUCUCUUCCAUGGCCACAACACUGCCAGCAUCCACUGUACAAGAUGAAAAGUCUAGUGGAAGCAGAAGCACAGCAGCUUCACCAUCUCAAGGUCAAGAGUCCACAAGAAGUGAGACUGCCAGCCCACAAACAACUCAAGGGGCUUUCUCCCUUCUGGCCCAGAGAGGCACCUCAGAGCUAGUCACCCCGAAACCAGAGACCUCUGGCUACUUGCCUGUGCCCACUCCCACAGAUGACAAAUCACCACUGACAGUGGCAGCUUUUGGUGUCAUCAGCUUCAUAGUUAUCCUGAUAGUGGUUGUCAUCAUUCUGGUCAGCGUGGUCAGCCUGAGGUUCAAGUGUAAUCGCUCCAAGGACUCAGAAGACAAACAGAAACCAGGGACCUCCAUGGUGUCGGAGAGCUGCUCAGCAGGCACAAGCCAGAAGGACAACAGCAUCACUCUGAUCUCCAUGAAGAACAUCAACAUGAACAACAGCAUGAGUUACCCACCGUCAGAAAAGGUGAUGGUGGAGCACAUUCCCACCAGUACUCUCAGAUCCACUCUGCACAAGUGCUUUGAAGCCAAGGACCCCGAGCUUGAAGCUAAGCAUGACAACAAGCAGUGA